AAAGUAUUUGCAUGCGAAUACAAGGACUGUGGUAAAGUAUUUGGUCGUCAAGAACAUGUCAAGCGUCAUAUUCGAUCUAUUCACACCAAGGAGAAGCCUUAUGUCUGUCCCUAUGAUACCUGUCAAAAACGAUUUGCUCGCUCUGAUAAUUUGAACCAACAUAUUCGAACUCAUCGCAAG
Rhizopus microsporus ATCC 52813 is the source of this 180-nucleotide messenger RNA. RefSeq lists its product as uncharacterized. The record is from RefSeq and is a predicted model, not a curated record. Gene Ontology annotation, biological process: regulation of transcription by RNA polymerase II. NCBI's taxonomy places the organism in Eukaryota, Fungi, Mucoromycota, Mucoromycetes, Mucorales, Rhizopodaceae. Gene Ontology annotation, molecular function: RNA polymerase II cis-regulatory region sequence-specific DNA binding; DNA-binding transcription factor activity, RNA polymerase II-specific. The annotation marks the transcript as partial. The transcript has a single exon.